AUGUUUGCAACUUUGGAGCUGCCGUUGAGAGACGACAGCAGACACAAGCGUCUCAAGGUUGGCAGGGCUUGUCAUCCUUGUCGAAUGAAAAAGAUCAAGUGCGAUGGCAAGCAACCGUCUCGUCGACGUAAAUGCAUGUACUUGAAGAACACGGAUGAAACGUAUAUAAAGCUUGACCCGGUUGCGGAUGCUUCAUUCUUGCAAGACAUUGCCGAGCAAACUCAAGAGCAACAUCAACGCUAUCAACGACAGCAGACACCUGACGACUAUUCCCAGGCAUCUACACCACAAAGUAAUGGAUCAACGCAACAAGCUAUUUACAUUGCUGAUAAAGGGGAUGCACUGUUUUCGGGGACACAAAAGAAUGAUCACAUACAACAUCCAGCAACUCGACCCGAUCGAAUGAUUGAACAACUGGCAGAUGGACUUGUGCGAUUGACGUUACAUAAUGAACCUUACAAGUUGGCUGACGACAAUGUUACACCCUGGCGUAGCUAUGGAGACUUUGUACGAUGGACACCCGAACCAGGAUUGCCGAGUUACUAUACGGCACCUAUUGACAUGCCAGCACGUCAAAUCCAAGAGAACCUUAUCAAUGUAUUCUUUGCUCAUUGUCAUCAUACGUUACCGACAUUAUCACGCAGCAUGUUUUUUGAACAAUUGAAUGCCAAAGGCCCGCUUGUUACACCAUUACUGCUCAAUGUCAUGUACGCCCAUGCAGCUAAGCACGUCGAUGAUCCAUCAUUUCUUUCACAUCCCGACAAUGCAUCUACGCAAGGCAACGUUUUUUAUGUCCGAGCACGACGAUUGAUUGACGACUUUUUGGAUACACCACGUGUGAGCACCGUCAUUGCAUUAUUGUACAUGGCAGCUUAUGAGUACAAUGCAACUGGAAGUGAAACAGGGGCACGAUCGAGUCGAGCUUGGAUGUAUAGUGGAAUGGCCGUACGCAUGUGUCUGGAAUUGGGAUUGCACACAGCCAACUAUAGCAGUCAAAUGUCACAAUUCGAUAUCGAGCUUCGGCGACGUGUGUUAUGGACGUGUUAUGUGAUGGAUAAACUGGAAAGUUGCAUGACGGAGCGACCUUGGAUGUUACGGGCAAAGGACAUUUCACUCGAUUUCCCGACGCCGUUACCUGAAGAUACAACCGAUGAGCGUAUUGUGCUUGAUGGAUUCAGUCAAUUGUGCCGAUUAAUGAUCCUGAUUGAAAAGGUGCUCCAUACAUUUGCAUAUGACACGCGUAACAAGGGAGUUUGGACAAUGCAUGAGGAAUCUCAGACCCUGCAACUACUGGAACAAGUAUCUCAAUGGCGUGAUAAUCUCCCAAGCUCAUUACGUUGGUCACCAACAAGUCCUGGUACAGCUGCUGCUGCAAAUGGUAAUGGUGGGACCCAUCAUCACUUUAUACCAUCACCCAUCCCAUCCUCGCACGUGGUAGCCAAUCUCCAUCUUGUGUGUUGUUGCUUGGAGUUAUCAUUGGUGAUGUGUUGUCGAUAUCAGGAGGAGCAAUUGCAUCGAGAACGUCGUCGUGGACUUGCCAACGCUAUUACACAACUGGUAUCAUUGACUGUGGAACAUCCACGCCUUAUGUAUACAAGCACCGUAUCAGCCUUUGCAGCCAUCUUUGCAUCCCUCACGCAUGUGGCCGACUUUGACCAUCCUUUGUUGGCCGAUGAUGCACGCAUGCAAUUCCGAAAGAGUCUCGAAGAUGUACGCACUAUUUUACAACGUGUCCCAUUACGUGAUAUGCGUAAUCUUACUCGCUUGGUUGAUCUCACGCAUGCUAUCUUGGGCACCAAUGGCACCAGCACAUCCAAUGCAACCUACACAAGUGCAUUUUCAGCCAUCACCGAUUUGUGUCAGGAACAACCAGAUCCCAACAUGUUAUUCUCUACAGCCACUAACACCACCACCACCGCUACAACUACUUCUACUACUACAAGCACUACUACAGCCGCCACAAGUCCAGCAUCUCUAUUUUCUCCAUCGAUGGCUUAUAGUACGGCGAUGGCACCACCUUCUGCCACAGCAUUUACUUUUGAUCCAACAACAUGCUUGCCUUCUACACCUUCCACAUCUGCAGCAGCUGCAGCAGCAGUAGCAGCGGCAGCAGCAGCCACUUCAGCCCCAUCUAAUACAGCAGCUGCCAAAGCAGCAGCAGCAGCAGCCGUGGGUGCAGUGGGUCCACCAACCUCGGGUCCUCCAAAGAAUAUUGAGCCGGCUGAUUACACGUUUCAACUCAUCUCAGUGGCAGACGAAUGGGCUCGUGCUCUUAUGUAUCAUCAGUGA
Messenger RNA from Lichtheimia ornata, 2289 nucleotides. RefSeq lists its product as uncharacterized. The record is from RefSeq and is a predicted model, not a curated record. Bases 1 to 2289 code for a protein of 762 amino acids. Gene Ontology annotation, molecular function: DNA-binding transcription factor activity, RNA polymerase II-specific; zinc ion binding; DNA binding. NCBI's taxonomy places the organism in Eukaryota, Fungi, Mucoromycota, Mucoromycetes, Mucorales, Lichtheimiaceae. The transcript is spliced from 4 exons. Gene Ontology annotation, biological process: DNA-templated transcription; regulation of DNA-templated transcription.